This is a messenger RNA of Marmota monax (woodchuck), 1979 nucleotides long. RefSeq names its product siah E3 ubiquitin protein ligase family member 3 (gene Siah3). The coding region runs from base 40 to 843 and encodes 267 amino acids. Gene Ontology annotation, molecular function: ubiquitin protein ligase activity; ubiquitin conjugating enzyme binding. Gene Ontology annotation, cellular component: cytoplasm. Gene Ontology annotation, biological process: proteasome-mediated ubiquitin-dependent protein catabolic process; multicellular organism development. Lineage: Eukaryota; Metazoa; Chordata; Mammalia; Rodentia; Sciuridae. The record is from RefSeq and is a predicted model, not a curated record. The transcript has 2 exons.
CCUCUGCCUUCCUGUGCCAACAACCCCCCAAAAGUUGUGAUGCUUUUCUUUACCCAGUGCUUUGGGGCUGUGUUAGAUCUCAUUCACCUCCGGUUUCAGCACUACAAAGCCAAACGGGUUUUCUCUGCUGCUGGGCAACUUGUCUGCGUUGUCAAUCCCACGCACAACCUAAAGUAUGUGUCCAGUAGACGUGCCAUCACUCAGAGCACUGCAGAGCAAGGCAGCUUCCACCCUCACCAUCUCCCCCACCACCAUCGUCACCACCGCCACCACCACCACCUGCGCCACCAUGUCCACCCCCACCACCUCCACCACCAGGAGGCAGGGCUGCACGCUGCCCAGGUGACGCCCUGCCUGUGCCCCUUGUUCUCCUGCCAGUGGGAAGGCCACCUGGAGGUGGUUGUGCCCCAUCUGCGUCAGACCCACAGGGUUGACAUCCUUCAGGGAGCAGAAAUAGUCUUCCUGGCCACAGACAUGCACCUGCCGGCGCCGGCCGACUGGAUCAUCAUGCACUCCUGCCUCGGCCACCACUUUCUGCUGGUGCUCAGGAAGCAGGAGAGGCACGAAGGGCACCCCCAGUUCUUUGCCACCAUGAUGCUGAUCGGGACCCCCACCCAGGCCGACUGUUUCACCUAUCGCCUGGAGCUCAACAGAAACCAUCGGCGUCUCAAAUGGGAGGCCACCCCCCGGUCUGUCCUCGAGUGCGUGGACUCGGUCAUCACAGAUGGGGACUGCCUUGUCCUCAACACCUCCCUGGCCCAGCUCUUCUCUGACAAUGGCAGCCUUGCCAUCGGAAUUGCUAUCACUGCGACGGAAGUCCACUCCGCAGAAGCUGAGAUGUGAGGCCAGGAGCCACCAGAAGCCCACACACGGCCUGUGAGCCCCGGACCUCUGGAUGUCAGGACACUAGACUCCUUUGUAUUCUUCUCCUUCUUUCCUUCUUUUUUUUUUUUCUUUUAAUUUUGUCUCAGGUAUUUUGUGGUAUUUAGUAUUUGUCUGCCGUGGGCAUUAAUAUCAUGUAAACAUCCUGUGAUUCCAGAUCUUGGUGUGAUGUCUGUCCUGUUUUGUUGACAUAGUUUUAUAGAAUGUUUGUAAGAUUCGAUCAGAGUAGAUAUUUCCUGCCACCCACAGUUCCUUUCUCCACUAUUUCCAAAAGGAAAAGACUAUUGGAGUUGAAAGAUGUACUGUCCAAAUCGUUUCUUCUUUCUUUUUUCAGUCUGUUUUAAGAGGGAGUCCUGCCUCUUUAGGUUGAGUCUGCUUCUCCCCUCUGCCACACUUCAGGCACUGGGGAAGCAUUACACCCAAACCCCAAGAAGUGCUCACUGGGACCCAGUGGGCCUUUCACCAACCCAUUCUGUCACCUCAGCUGGAUCCUGGCAGGCCUCCAAGUGAGUACUUAGUUUCAGGCAGAUUGCCCUGGCUGCCCAUCAACAAUCUUUUCUUCAUCAAAAAUAAUUCAUCCUAAAACACAACACCCUCCCCCUAAACAACCCGAGUAAUUCUCCAGCCACUUUUGCUGCCACCUUACACCCCAAGAACCAGAAAGAGGUCCUUGGAAGAUUUGACAGUUCAAUCCUCUUGAGUCACACAAUAAUUGCCAGAGCCCUGGGGCUAGGGCUUCAUUUUUUCAGAGCCCUGAGUGGGUGACAAACUUUAGGUUGCAUCCUGCUUGCUCUCAGAGCUACGGGACAUGCACCCCCGGGGCACUGGCACUAGUUUUCCACCUCCACCCACAAGAAUGGUCCAGGAAUGACUUGAGGCUGGUUGGUCAGUGCCAGAAAAAAAUAGGCUUGUCUGACUCCCUACUUAGUCCCCGGUCCCUUUCUGUAAUCCAAGACCUGCUUGGCUGUAAGUCUGAUAACUGUAGAAGCCGCAGUUCCUCUCCUGACUUCUGAUACUCAACCAUUUUGAAAACAUCCCAGGUGUCCCAGAUAAACAAAGGAACCUCAUGAAGAAUACAACUAACAUUCAUAGGGCCU